Molecule: messenger RNA, 2129 nt
Organism: Phaethon lepturus (White-tailed tropicbird)
Lineage: Eukaryota; Metazoa; Chordata; Aves; Phaethontiformes; Phaethontidae
Product: utrophin-like
Exons: 17
Biological process (GO): synaptic signaling
Cellular component (GO): plasma membrane
Molecular function (GO): zinc ion binding; protein binding
Source: RefSeq, a predicted model, not a curated record
AAUUGACCCCUGAGGAAAAAGCCAUGAGGAUUGCCAAAGCUAUGCGUAAGCAGUCAUCAGAGGUAAAAGAGAAAUGGGAGAACCUAAAUGCCAGUGCCAGUAUCUGGCAGAAACAGGUGGACAAAGCAUUAGAAAAACUGAAAGACUUGCAGUGUGCCAUGGAUGACCUCGAUGCUGACUUGAAGGAGGCUGAAAAUGUGAGGAAUGGCUGGAAACCCGUGGGAGACUUGCUCAUAGAUUCAUUACCAGAUCACAUUGAGAAAAGUACAGCUUUUAGAGAAGAAAUUGCUCCCAUCAACUUGAAAGUUAAAACAGUGAAUGAUUUGUCCAGUCAGCUGUCUCCACUUGACCUUUAUCCAUCAUUAAAAAUGUCUCGUCAACUGGAUGAUCUUAAUAUGCGGUGGAAACUUUUACAGGUAUCUGUAGAAGAUCGCCUUAAACAGCUACAGGAGGCACACCGAGAUUUUGGGCCUGCAUCACAGCACUUUCUUUCCACCUCAGUACAGUUUCCAUGGCAGAGAUCUGUUUCACAUAACAAAGUGCCCUAUUAUAUCAAUCAUGAGACACAGACAACCUGCUGGGAUCAUCCUAAAAUGACUGAUCUCUUCCAGUCCUUAGCUGACUUGAACAACGUACGCUUCUCUGCCUACCGUACGGCCAUCAAAAUCCGAAGACUGCAGAAAGCACUGUGCUUGGACCUGUUGGACUUGAACACAACAAGUGAAGUUUUCAAACAGCACAAGUUGAGUCAAAAUGACCAGCUGAUUGGUGUCCAGGAUGUGAUCAGCUGUCUCACUACCAUCUACAGUGGACUUGAAGAGAAACACAAAGAUAUGGUGAAUGUUCCUCUCUGUGUAGACAUGUGUCUUAACUGGCUACUCAAUGUAUAUGAUAGUGGCCGAACUGGAAAAAUUCGAGUGCAGUCCCUGAAAAUUGGCUUGAUGUCUCUUUCUAAGGGCCUUUUGGAAGAGAAAUACAGAUAUCUCUUCAAGGAGGUGGCAGGCCCCACAGAAAUGUGCGACCAGAGGCAGCUGGGCCUGCUGCUUCACGAUGCUAUCCAGAUCCCGCGGCAGCUUGGGGAAGUGGCAGCCUUCGGUGGCAGCAACAUUGAACCCAGCGUGCGCAGCUGCUUCCAACAGAAUCACAAUAAGCCAGAAAUAACUGUAAAGCAAUUUAUAGAUUGGAUGCGCUUAGAACCACAGUCUAUGGUAUGGCUACCAGUUCUACACCGCGUGGCAGCUGCAGAAACAGCAAAACAUCAGGCCAAGUGCAACAUCUGUAAAGAGUGUCCAAUUGUUGGCUUUAGGUACCGGAGUUUAAAACAUUUCAACUAUGACGUCUGUCAGAGCUGUUUCUUUUCUGGCCGUACAGCGAAGGGGCAUAAGUUGCAUUACCCAAUGGUGGAGUAUUGUAUACCUACAACAUCUGGGGAGGAUGUACGAGACUUCACGAAGGUGCUGAAGAACAAAUUCCGGUCAAAGAAGUAUUUUGCAAAGCAUCCCCGACUUGGCUACCUACCUGUGCAAACAGUAUUGGAGGGUGACAACCUGGAGACUCCUAUCACUCUCAUCAGUAUGUGGCCAGAGCAGUAUGAUCCUUCCCAGUCUCCACAGCUGUUUCACGACGACACACACUCCAGGAUAGAGCAGUAUGCUACUAGGCUCGCCCAGAUGGAAAGGACCAACGGCUCCUUCCUGACGGACAGUAGCUCCACCACAGGAAGCGUAGAGGAUGAGCAUGCCCUUAUCCAGCAGUAUUGUCAGACGCUGGGAGGAGAGUCACCUGUGAGUCAACCACAGAGUCCUGCUCAGAUACUCAAGUCAGUGGAAAAGGAAGAGCGAGGAGAGCUGGAGCGCAUCAUUGCUGACCUUGAGGAAGAGCAAAGGAGUCUACAGAUAGAAUAUGAGCAAUUAAAGGAGCAACAUCUUCGGAGAGGAAUAAACCCUCUCGCAUCACCUCCUGAGUCCGUUGUGACACCUCAUCAUGCUUCUGAAGAUGCCGAGCUCAUUGCUGAAGCUAAACUCCUGAGGCAACAUAAAGGUCGCCUAGAAGCAAGGAUGCAAAUAUUGGAAGAUCACAAUAAACAACUGGAGUCUCAGCUUCACCGGCUACGUCAGCUACUUGAGCAG